This is a messenger RNA of Elaeis guineensis (African oil palm), 1682 nucleotides long. RefSeq lists its product as uncharacterized. Gene Ontology annotation, cellular component: nucleus. NCBI's taxonomy places the organism in Eukaryota, Viridiplantae, Streptophyta, Magnoliopsida, Arecales, Arecaceae. Gene Ontology annotation, molecular function: DNA binding. The record is from RefSeq and is a predicted model, not a curated record.
CCAUAUGUCCCAUCCCCACAUCCGGUUGCCUUUUUAAUCCCCCACCUCAAACCCCAAUACAACCCACCCCACCGAAACCCCAUAGCCAAAAAGAAGAAAGGAAGGGGAAGAGCAACCGGAGGCCAACUUCUACUUCUGGGUAAUCUCCUCUCCCUCUUGUCCCUCUUCUCGUUGGGUCCUCUCUUUCCUCCACCCACCCUCUUUCUCUCUUUAUCUCUCUUUUUAAGAGCCUUUUUUAUUCUUUCUUUCUUUCCUUCUAUUUUUUUGUUCUUUUUCUUUUUUGCUUUCUUUGAUGGGAAGAUGAUGAACCGAGCCAACUCUGCUGAGGCCUAUAUCCCUUCCAUGAUGCCCGUUGUUGGGCUGGAAGGCAGUAGCCAAAAGCUGCAUCUUUGGGACUACGACACCACCACCCCGCUCCACAACCACCCGACCGCCACCGCCAUUCCACCCGCCGCCACCACCGCCCUUGCCCUUGACUACCACCAACCCUUCUUCCCCACCUCCUCCUUCGUCGAUUGCCCGCCCUCCCUCCUCUCCGUCAACAGUUUCCCCUUCUACUCCCCGCACCUCCCCCACUACACCGCGGCGGCCCUCGUCAAGAGGGAGGACUGCGACAGCGCCGCGGCCGGCGGCGGCGGCGCGGGUAAAAUUGGGCUGAAUUUGGGCCACCGGACCUACUUCUCGUCAGGGGAUGCGCUCGCCAUCGACCGGCUCUUCGCCCGGUCCCGGGGGAUGUACUCUCUUAACCACCAGCCGCCGCGGUGCCAGGCCGAAGGCUGCAAGGCCGACCUCUCCGGCGCCAAGCACUACCACCGCCGCCACAAGGUCUGCGAGUUCCACUCCAAGGCCACCGUCGUCAUCGCCGGCGGGCUCCAGCAGCGCUUCUGCCAGCAAUGCAGCAGGUUUCAUGUGCUGACCGAGUUUGAUGAGGCCAAGAGGAGCUGCAGGAAGCGUCUGGCUGACCACAACCGCAGGAGGAGGAAGCCUCAGCUCCCUGCAGCCAACGCGGACUCCUCGGCACCUGAGAAUCCAACCACCAACUCCAUGGAGAAGAGCAAACAGACAGCGAAAGCCCCCAGAGACAACUCAACUGCCAAGUCCACAGCUACCAUAUCGAAUGCCAGUACAAGCUUGGAGGGGCAGCAGGGGUACUCGAACAAGGCAACCCAGUUGAGGACGGCGCCAGCUUUAUCUCUGGGAGGGGUUGGAGCAGUCGAGAAAAGAGGCAUGGGUUCUUCUAGUGCUAUGUGCCAAAGCCAAGGACACUUUGUAGCCAUGACAGAGGAGAAGGUUUCCCCGCAGCAGCAGCACUUCUUCUCCUCUCCUGAGGCAACCAGUGGGACCUUCUUCCACCACCAUAACCUCUUCUGCUCUAGCUCCAAUGAGGCCUCCCAGUCUACAGGAGGGGCCUCAGGCGACACCACCAGCCACCACCGCCAAAGCAACCUCCUCCACCUGGGCCAGACCAUUUUUGAAGUGGACUUCAUGUGAGGAUGGAUGAGAGCCACGACAGGUCCUCAAGACGGACUGUAUCAGUCUUUUCUUUUUCUGCUUCUUUUUCCUUCUUACCCUUUCAGUGGGAAUAAUGUCUUUCUUUUCAGAACUAGCUGUGCUGCAGGAGGGUUUUCAGGAUUUUUGUGCCUUUCUAAAGCUUUAUUUUUUAAACUGUCUUCUUUUCUGAA